Molecule: messenger RNA, 2517 nt
Organism: Sinocyclocheilus rhinocerous
Lineage: Eukaryota; Metazoa; Chordata; Actinopteri; Cypriniformes; Cyprinidae
Exons: 1
Source: RefSeq, a predicted model, not a curated record
UCAUCAGAAAAAAUGAAAAAUGUGAAAUAUUCUGAAUUAUUAUCAACCGUUAUGAUGUACACUGGUAAUGAAUGUAAUGGAUGCCUUGGAUUUUUUGUCACCUUUCCCUUGAUACAUCCAGAUCAAGUCUAUCCAAAUUCUACCACUAUUCGAUCGAUUGGCAUGGUAGUGAAAGACCAGGUAAUUAAAUGGGAUCAUCUUACCGGAUACAUGACCUUAAAGGGUACUGAGACCUUGUUUACCAGUCGCACUUGUUGUCAUGAGACCCACAACUAUGUUGUAUGUACAUGUAACACGUUACAACCUUUUUCCUCCAAUGACAGCAAGCUUAUAAAUGUUCAAUCGUUACACGGUCACUCUGAUGCUAUUCAGGUGUCUCACACGCAGUGGUGUGUCGUCAGUGAGAUGAAUUCCUUCACGUAUGGAGGACUGACCUGUCCUACUAACCACUCGUUUUGUUUAGAGGCAACUGAGGAUUUCUCAAUGGGCCAGAUUAACAUCCUUGGAAGGAUGCCACUGGAUGCAGAAAUUUCCCCAUGGUGGGAUGACACCUUCUAUGAACAAGGAACACAGGCCCUGGUUGACACGAUGGAUUUGGUGCAGAGAAUCAUCUCACAGACUGAAUACCACCUUUCACAAGCACAGGUAGAGACGAACCUGGCUCAAAAAACUGCAAAAAUCCUGUCCAGCUCAUCUACCCGUUCAGCCCUGAGUGCCUACACAUGGUGGGACUGGAUACUCCGUGGGUGCGCCGUUGGCAGUGCCCUCAUCUUCGCCUUCACGUUGUUCCAGUGCUGUUAUUUCAGAUACCUCAUCAGAUCUCUAAAGACAUCGACCAACAUGGCCCUGGUCCUCAGCCAGUUACAGGUGCCAGCACUACAGAAAGUCUGACGAUAGAAAAAAAUCCAGCAAAAGAGCAAACAGUUAUGUCCCCGCAGGAGCCCCUAUGAAUAGCCCACGGGGCCAAAGGGAGAUUUAACUGUAAGAUUAUUGAUGCCAUUUGGCUGGUUCAGAAGAAGGUCACAGUCUGAAAAAACAAGGAACUCUCACGAGAAUCAACAUCUGAACUCUGUCUCGCAAGCCUAAAGCAAUACACCCAACUGAGAGAAACAAAAGCUCCACACCUUCACUCUUCCCCUCUCUCCCCUCAUUUCCAUCUGAACACAGGACACUGCAGAGAUCACCAAAACCACUUUUCUUAAUCAGAGUUUGUAACAAUGCAACAAUUCAUGUUUGAUGUCGUUUGAAAGGUCUCUGUGUGUCUGGUAAAGGGGUCUCAUUCUCUUAACAAUAGAACAGGUAGCCAUAAAUAUUGAAAACAGACUACUCCCAGGUCUUUCACACAAAAUACCUUCUGUAUGUAAAUGAGGUACAGCCUCCCACAGAAAUCAAGAUAAUUCACUUGAAACCCCCUAAAGAGAUAUGCUAAAACGCUGCAAUAAACAGACAAUACCAUUUGGUAUCUAUGGGGUUCUUGUGGAUAUUUAAGGGAGAGUGACAAAAAGCUCAGGGAAUCUGUAGGCAGAUCUCCCGCACAUCUGUUGUGCGUAGUCCUCAUUAUCAGGUAACAUUUAUAUAUUCUCUCAUUUCGGUAUUACUGACUGUUUUGUAUGAUUGAUUAAUUAUUUGCUAUUGUUUGAUUGGACUUUGAAUUAUUACGUUGAUUACCUGAUUAAUAAAUUGUUAUGUUUGAAUUCAUUCUGAUUACUCUGAAGUUAUUUUUUCAAGUAGAUUAAGUGAAGGCGUAUGUUUCCGCAAAUCUGCGACCAGGGUUAAGUGCAUACUAAAUCUCAGGUUAGAUGGAGCAUGGGCACAUCAGGUGAGAUUAUAGGUUUCUGACUAACCGCUUGACCUUAGUUUAAGUUGUACUCAGUUACGUUAACCAUGUGUAUGAUUUCAGCUUUAAUUAAGUUGUACGUGGUUAUAAUAACUAUCGGGGUCUAGACUAAGGGUCUAGAAGAACCGCUGAUUAAUAUUUGGAGUGUUAAUUAAGUUGUACGUGGUUAUAAUAACUAUCGGGGUCUAGACUAAGGGUUUAGAAGAACCGCUAAUUGUUGUUUGAGCAUUACAUGGGUAAUUGUAGGGGGCUAAACAAACCUACUAUUUAAAGUAAAUAGUAUUAGCCACAAACCUCUGAAUAAGGAUCAAACUGGCGAGUUUGUGAUCGUGGAGCCCACGCAUAGCGGCCGCCGUGAGGCAUCCUAAGCGACAUAGAUUCCUAAUGAACGAAUAAAUAAAAAUCAUGGGUAAAACGGAAUGAUCAAACACUCACCUAAAUUUAAUGAGUAACAAACAACUCUCUUAACCCUUUUCAUUUUUGGAGUCAGAUGAAUAAAAGAGGUAAAACACAAGAAAAUGUAUUUAAUUUAAUAUUGUUGUGCUGUAUAAAAGGAAAGACAGCAACACGCGAGAAUCCUUCUACCGGAUCACUGGCUACCGUCGUUGGACCAGUGGGCGGACCUUACAGUGGUGACCAGCCUCCGUGAUCUCCCUACUUAGGCGAGAGACGUCUUUCCG